CACAUCACGGAUCUGUGUCCAGCGAUCCUGUUCACGAGGGCUGAAGAUGGCAGCUUGCUGUUUUUUUUCUUUUCUUGUGUUUCGGUUGAUUACUGGACAGUUCGACGACUUAAGGAGCCAUCACUUUUUUUGUUGGUGGUCUUUUAUCAUUCCGGUCGACAGAUCUCAGAUUAAAGGUCGGCACUGGGUGUUCGCUCUGGUCUUGAGCUCCCUUGUCUUCGGACUUGGUGAGCUCGGCCGGAGUCCCCGGUUUGCUGACGGCGUCAUAUUCCUACUCUCUUUACCGAUUUUGGCCGUCGGCCGAUGAGGUUAGGGAAUAACCAUGACUAGCCAACAUUCCUUUUGAGUCUUAGGAUUUUUAUGUGAAUCCUGCGCAAUUGUAGUCUAGUUGUAAAUUGAUCAUGACCGUGGCUUACCCGCCCUGUCUUCUCUAUCUGGCAUAUAUGCGCCCAUCUUGAA
Messenger RNA from Aspergillus uvarum CBS 121591, 459 nucleotides. RefSeq lists its product as uncharacterized. The transcript has a single exon. The record is from RefSeq and is a predicted model, not a curated record. The coding region runs from base 47 to 307 and encodes 86 amino acids. NCBI's taxonomy places the organism in Eukaryota, Fungi, Ascomycota, Eurotiomycetes, Eurotiales, Aspergillaceae.